GUCCCGGGGAAUGCUGGAGUUGGCUCUGUAAUGAGCAUCAUGAGGCGGGCUGUCGUGUGGGAGGGCUUUGCAAACAUUCCCCUCUUAUUGACCAGGGAGCAGAAUCAGUUGGGGAUUGCAGCAGCCUCAGACUGACUCAGAGGAAAUCACAGAAGCGCACGUCGGUGCGUAACAGGAGCGGAAUCGAGUUUAUUCGGGUUGUGCGUGGUUAAUGAGUGAAUUGGGGCUUUUAGUUGCCAGGGAAGCAGAAGGGAAUAUGUGCUUGUUUCGUUUUAAGUGACUGUCAUGGAUAAAUGUUGACAUGAAGAAAAGUUGGAGCGUCCUGUGUAAAUUCGGGGAGUUUGGACAUCGUUUGGAUAUUUCUGUCUUGAAAAUGCGUCGCUUGGGGACACAUGGGCUUUAGAAGCAGGAAACCAAACCCGACCUCCGAUGGCUAAUGUGGAGCUCCUCUACUUUGAUCAACCGGAUCAGAGAAGCUCUUGCCACCUCUCAGCCAAACAGAGUCACACUGAGGGCGGCUGCGGAGGCGGAGAGCCGCCUCAUCCCUCCGGAGGACAGAACUCAGCACCAUGGACAGAGACCCUGAGAGCCGAGGAGGAAACAGCUUUCAGAUGCAAACAUGAUGAAGACGAACGGCUGGUCUGUCAGCUGGCUCACCUGCACGAGGAUGAGGAAGAAGAUGGGCAAGAGGAAGAGCAGGACGACGUUCCGGAACUUUUUCUGUUAUCCGAUGAAGACCUGUCUUCGGACGGCUCGGGAAAGUCUGUGGAUUACGGCUUCAUCAUCGCCGUCACGUGCCUGAUCACCGGCAUCUCCCUGGUCGCCAUAACCUACACGGUCCCCAGGGACGUGCGCGUGGACCCGGACAGCGUGUCGGCCCGGGAGAUGGAGCGCCUGGAGUGGGACAGAGCCAGAGUCGGCACCCAUCUGGACCGGUGCGUCAUAGCGGGGCUGUGCCUGUUGACCAUGGGGGGCGUGCUCCUGUCAACGCUGCUCAUGGUCUCCAUGUGGAAGGGGGAGAUGAUGAGAAGGAGAGCACUGGCUGACUACAAACAUGCGGCCAGGCUGUACGGCUCCCUCAGUCUGAGGACGGGAUCCAGCCAGACUCUGGAGUCCUGCUCGCAGCUGUCAGCAGAGGAAGACGAUUUGGAACUUCUCAGCGGAAUCUAAACAUAUGGAGUCCUGGAUAUGACAUAAAAAAAUUCCCUCAAUUUAGCAUUUUGUGUAAACAAGUUCACAAUGCUAAUUUUGUUACCUCAAAUUAUUAUUUUCUGCGACCAAAUUAGGAUCAUGUGCGCCCAAGAGACCAAUUUGUGCGCACAAUGUGCGUAUUUGUAGACAAAUGUGAACUUGUGCGCGCAAAAUAUGAAUUUUUGCACACAAAAAAUGAAAUAUGUGAACAAAAUGCUAAGUUGUGAACACAAAUUGCUAAUUCUUACACGCAACAUAUUAAUUUUUGCACCUAAAAUACUAAUUUAUGUGCACAAAAUGCUAAUUAAAUCCUAAUUUAUGGCCACAGAUUGGCAAUUUGUGCGUACACAAUGAUAAAUUUAGGAUUAAAAAAAAUAUUAUUUAUUUAGUCCAGGGCUCCAUACAAACACUCCAAGGCUCAAAGGGAUUAUAAAUAAUGUCCAGCUUUCUGCUCAGUUCAUGUCAGUCUCUUGAUGGUCUGGAACCUCAAGCAUUGCAGGCUCAGCAUUAGUGUCACGCUAAAUGACAUGGGAAGUCCACAUCUUCUGAUGCUGAGAAGGAAACUGGGUUAUUAAUGUUUUUUUUAAUGUUUUAAACAGAUUAAAUCCCAUCCCACAGCAGAAUGUGCAUCAAGUUGCUUCAUCUUUUAUUUUCCCACAUCCCCUAUACACAAAUGCUGAGAAAAAUGCUGAGUCGACUGAUGUGUGGGAAGUCAGACAGUUCUUGACAUGGUGACAUUUGCAUUUAUCUGCAUCCUAAAUACAAAUUCUUGCUAUCCAGUUCAGAUGAACCCCUCUAGCGAAGACUGGUUGCAGCCUCCUGGUCCCUUAGAGGCUUUAAAAAGAACAUACAAUUGGGAAUUACAGUAGAAUAAUCUUCAAACAGGUGCAGAGACUUCAGGGAAUUUAUUGAUAGUAUGUGAAUAAAAGUGAACCUGUUGCCUGUAGUGGUUUUUGCAGAAUGAGCUCAGAGAUGCCUGAAUCUGAACUUUCUAUUUUAAAAACCAUAUUUUCAGAAAACUGAAUUCAUCAACAUUGAAAUGUGGUGGAACUCAUGAUUAUUAUUGUGAUGAUUUUGAAAGAGGCAACAAAAAUAGGGAGGAUCUUCACCUAAAAUGUGUGUGCUAAGGUUUCUCCAUUCAGGUGAAAUUUGAAAGUGGCUUUGAAGACUUUUUUUUUUCUAAAAUUAGAUCUUUUUUGUUUACAUCAGUGUGUUUUUUUUUCUUUUUCAUCUCUGGCUUGCUGUGCCCAUGAACAGAAAUACUCCAACCUUUCCUCUGCCGGAAUUUAUUCCCUCUUAUAAAAUAUUCUUCAAUGUUUUCUUACAUUCUUGAUGCUAAAUAAAGUAUAUUGUGAAUAGUAACAUAUGAAGAAGUUAAAGGUUUAAACAUGAGCUGAUGUGAAGUUUUAUAAGUUUAACCAAUUCAAAUAUUGUAAUUUAAAGGGAAUUUACAAACUUGCAUGAUAUCUGAGCUUAUUAAAAAUACAAUCUAAAUUCAGAGGAAACUUAUGAAAUGAAGAUUAACCAAAGCAAAAAAAAAAAA
This is a messenger RNA of Oryzias melastigma (Indian medaka), 2734 nucleotides long. Its product is annotated as transmembrane protein 74. Lineage: Eukaryota; Metazoa; Chordata; Actinopteri; Beloniformes; Adrianichthyidae. The coding region runs from base 430 to 1170 and encodes 246 amino acids. The record is from RefSeq and is a predicted model, not a curated record. The transcript has a single exon.